UUGAAGACUUUAUAAUUGGAGCCAAAUUUUGUCAGUCAUCAUUCUCUAGCAAGAUUCGUAGAAGGUAGACUAGUCACUGAAGUAGUCGUGCAAGUAAAAAUAAAUAACUCAAUAUUGGCGAGGAUUGUGAAAUUAUCUAAUUUGGAAGGCAAACACGGGAAAUUUCGAGAAAGAAAGAUCACGUAAAGAGGUCAGCAUACUGCAGCAAUUAACCAUUUUCGCGAGUUUUGUAGCAAAAAAAGAAAUUUAAACAAAGGACAAUAUGGAAUUUCCGGACUUGGGCGAUCACUGUGCCGAGCGAACAUGUAGAAAAUUGGAUUUUUUACCAAUAAAAUGCGAUUCGUGCGACGACUUUUACUGCUCGGAGCACUUUAGCUACAAAGCGCAUGGAUGUCCUUCGGGGCGUCGCGAUUACCAAGUCCCCAUUUGCCCGUUGUGCAAUCAGCCAGUGCCCACGCCGCCCAAUGCAUCGCCCGACGAGAGUGUUUCGCGGCAUCUCGACUCGUUUUGCGUCUCGGAACGACGUCGCAUCUACACAAAUCGCUGCAGCUACCGGAACUGCAAGCGGAAAGAAGUCGUGCCAAUCAAGUGUCACACGUGCAACCUGAACUUUUGCUUGAAGCAUCGCCAUUGCUUGGAUCAUCACUGCGACGGACCCGAUAUGGGACGUCAGAGGGCAGCGUUAUCGCGUCUCACAGACCCCCAGCCGCCAACAACAACGAAUGGAAAUGGGAGUGUCGAACAUGUGCAAGGUACCAUGUCGGAGGACGAGGCACUAAGUCGUGCCAUUUUCAAUAGUUUGCAAGAUAGUCCCAAAUAUGUGCCCCCACCGCCUGUCGAUAAAACUAGUGAUCGUUGCUCCUUGUCUUAAAUUAAGACGACAACUACAAAUUUUUAUCAUUUACACACAACAAAAACACAAAAAUACAAAUGAAAAUACUUUUACAUUGCCAGAAUUUAUACACCACACUUACACACCUCUAAUACCUGCGAGAAAUAGAACUUAUCAACAAGAUUUUUAGCUCUAACUAUCCGAACGUAGGACAGACGAAUAUGAAAUAUAUUUUUAAAAAUUAA
Messenger RNA from Culicoides brevitarsis, 1077 nucleotides. Its product is annotated as AN1-type zinc finger protein 2A. Gene Ontology annotation, cellular component: cytoplasm; endoplasmic reticulum. The record is from RefSeq and is a predicted model, not a curated record. The coding region runs from base 263 to 871 and encodes 202 amino acids. Gene Ontology annotation, biological process: proteasome-mediated ubiquitin-dependent protein catabolic process; protein targeting to ER. Gene Ontology annotation, molecular function: zinc ion binding. The transcript is spliced from 2 exons. NCBI's taxonomy places the organism in Eukaryota, Metazoa, Arthropoda, Insecta, Diptera, Ceratopogonidae.